AUGCUGCAGAUUAAGGUUGAUGCGGAAGGCAUUUGGAAGGUGGUUGUGCACACAGUUGAUCAUACCCACGAAAUGAUACCUGAGAAUCAGCGUCACUUGGAUCAGUCACAUAGGCAGAUGCCUGAUAAUGAUGUAGUGCUUCUAGGUGGGAUGAAGGAGCAGGGAAUUGGCCUUAUACACGGGUAUAAGAUGCUGCAUAAGCAAGGGAAUGGUUCUCCAAACCUUAACUACACCAUCACGGAUGCGAGAAACAAGGUGGCUGCACUUGAACAUGCGAGGUGGGAGGGUGGUAAUGCGAAUAAGUUGCUUGAUAUUCUAAGGAAGAGGAAAGCAAUUGAGCUAGACUUUUUCUUUGAUUUCUUGCAUGAUGAGUCUUGUAGCCUGAAGAAAGACCGAUUUUCUGGUGGUGCACUCUCUUCACAGAGGAGUGAGUCGAUGAACAAGGCAAUUUGUCAGGAAUUCCCAAUAUGUAUGCGCGUGUGUAUCUUCUAUGAUCACUUUGAGGAGGUGGUGAAGGGCUGGAAGAAGAAAGAUACCCAUGCAAAUUUCAGGUGUAAUAACGGACGUGUGGAGAUGAAGUUCAAAGAUGUGAAUUUACUUACGCAUGCACAAUGUUACAUUUUGGGUCGGUGGAGAAGGAACACUAUCAAGGAUUAUAGUGUUAUUGCUUCAGUUAGUAAUGGAGGGUCUGGGGUUGUAGGUUCUACGAUUUGGAGGUCAGAUGUUAUCGGCAAAUUUAUUAGGCUGGUUUCGGCAAGUGAGCCGUCUCCAGCAGCUAAACAGCUUAUCGAGGACGGUAUGAGUGUAAUGGCAAGAGUGGUCGAGGCUGAAGUUGGAGCUAUACAGUCUAGAGAGGCAGAGGAAAAAGAAGAGGCUUCAGCAUCAAAUGUGGUUGUUAAUGAUCCUGAGAAACUGAGGCCAAUUGGUGAGACUAAUGUAAGGUGGGUGAGUACUAUGGAGAAGAAAAACAAUCAAGCUCGAGGAAAGAGGAAGAGAGCUGCAACGUGA
This is a messenger RNA of Oldenlandia corymbosa var. corymbosa, 1008 nucleotides long. The record is from the annotation of a GenBank genome assembly. Lineage: Eukaryota; Viridiplantae; Streptophyta; Magnoliopsida; Gentianales; Rubiaceae.